GGUGGAUGGGCUAAAGAUGAGGAGGCGCGCCAUUUUAUUAGGAGAUAGGGGGGCAUCCAGGUUAUGGAUUCUUUCAACACAUUGCCCACAUCCAGGUGUAGGGCCACCAGAUGAUAUGUCAAGAUAUGUAUCCCUGUAUCAGUUUGUUUAUAUUGUUUUAUUAUUAUUACUAUGAUUUUUUUUAACGUCAGUCCAAAAUGACUGAACCCUUUUUGGAAACUGCUUGUGCCAUCCUUCAAGCAUUUAGAUAUUUUUUUCUCCCACGCUUUUUUGCAGGAUAGUUUCAGCCUAAUUGGAGGGCUAUUAAGCACGAACAGCCUGUUUAUGGCUCUCCAUUUCUCCAUUUACUUGGAUUUCAGAGUUUAACGAGGCCAUCCAAAAACAGUUUAAUUUUUUCUUUAAAAACCACGAUUCUCUUGCUACUUAUACAAAAUGGUUUCCGGCCACACUCCAUCGGGCUUUUAUAGUAGGAUACAGUAUUUAUGGAGUAUGGCACGCUGUACAUGUAGAAUGUUUUUUUAUUAUUAUUAUUUAUUACCAACCUAAAAAUCACACGCUGUAAUGUGCAGUAGUUGAACUCUGACCUGAUAAGUGAGGCUCCUCCCACAGCGCCCCUCCCUUCUGAAAAAUAUGACCUUUUGCUGCAUUCAAGCUUCCAAGUCCGUUGUAUUUUUAAUGCUCACAAACACAGGAUUAAUGAUAAAAAAAAUUCUAUCUGCCAGGUGCUGUGAUAUACAUUGUGUUUCUUUAUUCGGAUGAAUAUUUCAAUGCCUAACAUGUACACGGUCAGUUAAAUGUUUAACUGCAUAUUAUAGAUUCUUGUCAUGCGGUUUGACGGAUAAAUGAUUACGAGCUUAUAAACGUAGCAGAGUAGGUGGCCCUUUCGCACAUGCCACAUUUUGCUUAAACGUCAGACAUGUUUUCAUUUUGGAGAAACUUAGGUUUAACUCGAGCAGCAGCGGUUUUCUUUUCCAUUCCCCGACAAGCUUUGGGUCAGUGCAGCAGCCGAACUGGAGGGUGCUUAAUUCCGAACCGAGAGAGCUCCGGGAGCCGAUAUAAUGUUCCACCGAGCGCCGAGUUUGUUGCACGGGUGUCUGGGAUCUCCACCAUGGCCAAGUUACCUUAUCGGGAGACGGCCGACGGGCUGGACGCGGCGUUCAUUGGUGUUCCGAUUGAUACCGGGACUUCGAACCGGCCAGGAGCAAGGUUUGGUCCACGCCAGAUCAGAGCAGAGUCUGCCUUGCUGAGGGCUUACAACAGUGGCACCAGGGCAGCGCCUUACGAGUCCCUGAUGGUUGCUGACAUCGGGGACGUAAACGUUAACUUGUACGAUUUGAAAGACACCUGCAAGCGCAUCACGGAGGCCUACAGAAAAAUCCUGGCCACUGGCUGUAUCCCUCUGACUUUGGGUGGCGAUCACACUAUUGCGUACCCAAUACUGCAAGCUGUAGCAGAGAAGCAUGGCCCUGUGGGUUUGGUCCAUGUGGACGCUCAUGCGGACACCAGCGACGUGGUUCUGGGGGAGAGGAUCGGCCAUGGCACCCCGUUCAGACGCUGUGUGGAGGAGGGGCUCCUGGACUGCCAGCGGGUGGUUCAGAUCGGCCUGCGAGGCAGCGGGUACUCGGCGGACUCGUACGAGUGGAGUCGGGCUCAGGGUUUUCGUGUGGUCCAGGUGGAAGAGUGUUGGUUCAAGUCUCUCUCACCUCUGAUGUCUGAGGUGAGGGCUCAGAUGGGAGUCGGGCCGGUCUACCUCAGUUUUGAUAUUGACGCUCUUGAUCCAGGUUUUGCUCCCGGAACAGGAACACCGGAGAUAGCAGGACUCACUCCCAUACAGGGAGUUGAGAUUAUCCGAGGCUGUCGGGGUCUUAACCUUGUUGGAUGUGAUCUGGUGGAAGUUUCCCCACCUUAUGACACCACAGGAAACACAGCCUUGACUGGGGCCAACCUCCUCUUUGAAAUGUUAUGUGUUUUACCAAAAAUGAAAUACUACUGACCUGGAUGUAAUAUUUGGUGCUGCUUUUUGAAAUUUUAAAUGUUAUCAAGGUUAACUUGGGUGCAGUUCUGUUUUAAAAAUACAUUUUCAUUUCCGAUCCAGUCUUAUUCAAGUUGUAAUUAAAUGUUGUACUUUGAUAAUUACAUAUAUUAGCAAUUUAACAUGAGCUGGAGCUCUUUUUCCUGUAAAGAACCUUAAAGUGACAUUUGUUGGGAAUUGGUUAAUAAAAUAAACUAAACUCGACUUAAUGGAGAUUUUUAAUGUUAAGAACUUUAUUUUAUGUUAAUUUAUUCCUGAAAAAGAUGCACAAAGUGAGAGGGUCUGUGACAUUGACAAAGUUCUAGUUGCUUUCUGUGUUUAUCUUUUCUGAAUUAAAAAAUAAGAUUUUAUAUACAAGUAGCUACAGAAAAAGUUGGAACUUGUGUUGCCAGAAAAACUUUAGAGUGUAAUUUGUUGGAUAUUUAUCAGAGCAGCAAAAUAUACACGUCAUUUUAUUGCAGUCAAAUAAUGACACAAUUAAAAGAAAAAUUUACCAUACUUAUUUUGACUCAUCCUCACCAAAAAUGCCAAUAACUGUGGACGUUGUUUCACAUUUACCUACUAAUCAUCUAUUGCCAUUUUAUUAUUAGACAGCAACGUACAAGGAAAACCUGUUGGGUUGCGUAAGGGUUAAAACACUUAAUCUUAUAUAUUUGAAACACUUACUUGGUGUCAAUAUGCUGGAAAACAACAGUUUGUCCUCCUUUUGCUUUAUUUAGCUCUAGAUUAGAAUUAACACCAUAAAGAAUAAAAUUACACAGCAUUCAGUAUAAUUAAAUGUGCAUCAGGCUCUAAGGGCGUUGACCUUGUGCGACAGGGGAAGGCAAUCAUUCUUUGGCACAUUUGUUUUCUACAGCUGCACUGGUUGGCAACACGCACUGUGCUAAAGUUACAUUGACUGCAUUCGGUUUCUUAACUCUUAAAAC
Molecule: messenger RNA, 2958 nt
Organism: Poecilia reticulata (guppy)
Lineage: Eukaryota; Metazoa; Chordata; Actinopteri; Cyprinodontiformes; Poeciliidae
Gene: agmat
Product: agmatinase (putative)
Molecular function (GO): agmatinase activity; metal ion binding
Source: RefSeq, a predicted model, not a curated record